This is a messenger RNA of Anastrepha obliqua, 739 nucleotides long. It is a transcript of the gene fh, whose product is annotated as frataxin homolog, mitochondrial. The transcript is spliced from 2 exons. NCBI's taxonomy places the organism in Eukaryota, Metazoa, Arthropoda, Insecta, Diptera, Tephritidae. Gene Ontology annotation, cellular component: mitochondrion. Gene Ontology annotation, molecular function: 2 iron, 2 sulfur cluster binding; ferric iron binding; ferrous iron binding. Gene Ontology annotation, biological process: iron incorporation into metallo-sulfur cluster; intracellular iron ion homeostasis. The coding region runs from base 98 to 676 and encodes 192 amino acids. The record is from RefSeq and is a predicted model, not a curated record.
UCAAACUGUCAGUGUCAAUUUUUACCACGCCUGUGCUUCCAAUUUCAUUGUAAAAAUUUGACAGUUAUUGGCAGUACUGAUUUUUGAACAGCUGAGGAUGUCGGGGUUAGCUACUUUUCGUGCACUGAGAAGGAUUAGGAUAAAUCGAAGUACACGAGAUUUUCUAAAAAGUGCGAGGGAGGAGCGUGUAAUUUUAACAAAUGCAGCAUCAAACUCUCUUCUCCUGCAUUGUCAGAAACCACCAUCUUUUCGGAAUUUUGCUACUACAAAUAACAACAAAGAUGGCAUAGAUGAAUCUAAUGUAGACAGCAAUACGUACGAACGAGUUUGCUCCGAGACAUUGGACGCCUUAUGUGACUACUUUGAGGAGCUCAUCGAGAAUUCCAAAACGUUGUCAUCCAGUGAUGUAACUUAUGGGGACGGAGUACUCACCGUCAAUCUUGGCAAUGAGAACGGUACUUAUGUAAUAAAUCGUCAGACACCUAAUAAACAGAUUUGGCUCAGUUCACCGACCAGCGGUCCAAAGCGAUAUGAUUUCGUCACAACCAAUACCAAAUUUGGACGUUGGGUAUACAAGCAUAACGGGGAAACAUUGCAUGAGCUUCUGCAGAAGGAACUACCAGAAAUAUUUAGAGGACAACAGAUUGACUUUUCCCAACUACCUUAUGGAAGCUAGAAAUAAAACACAAUAAAUGCGCUUAAAGACGUGCAUUGUAAAUAAAUAUUUACAUAAAAAAUA